Nicotiana tabacum (common tobacco) is the source of this 2264-nucleotide messenger RNA. Its product is annotated as anthranilate synthase alpha subunit 2, chloroplastic. Gene Ontology annotation, biological process: L-tryptophan biosynthetic process. The record is from RefSeq and is a predicted model, not a curated record. Lineage: Eukaryota; Viridiplantae; Streptophyta; Magnoliopsida; Solanales; Solanaceae. Gene Ontology annotation, molecular function: anthranilate synthase activity.
AAACCCCAGACCCCUUUCUGCAAACAUUUCACUGUUCUAACAAACAACUAAACAGAAUCGUACUUCGUAUCCUAUAAAGUAACAGUCAAAAAUCAGCAUCCGUUAUUCUCCAUUCUCCAUUUUUUCAAAAGCUCAAACAAAUGCUGUAACAAGUCAUGAAAACCCUAGCCCUAUCUCACCGGCCGGUUCCCACCGUCUCCGGCCAGCGCUCCUCCAUUUUUUCCGGUCACUCUGCCGCUUCAACAGCCACUUCCCUCUCUUUCUCCAGCUUCCCUGUAGCUGCUGCUUCCCGAGUUCGGAUUCUCAAAUGCUCCGCCGUUUCUCCUCCUCCUUCAUUAGAUGGUUUAGUUUGUGCAGUGGACAAUUCAGUGAAGUUCAAGGAAGCUGCCAAGCAUGGGAAUUUGAUCCCCCUUUACAGGUCUAUAUUCUCCGACCACUUAACUCCGGUCCUCGCUUACCGCUGUCUGGUGAAGGAAGAUGAUAGGGAAGCUCCAAGCUUCUUGUUCGAGUCUGUGGAGCCUGGUUUGAAAGUUUCUAAUGUUGGGCGAUAUAGUGUGAUUGGGGCUCAGCCGACAAUGGAAAUUGUUGCAAAAGAGAAUAUGGUGACAAUUAUGGAUCACCAAGAAGGAAGGAGGACAGAAGAAUUUGUGGAAGAUCCAAUGAUCGUUCCUCGUAGGAUUAUGGAAAGAUGGAAACCUCAAUGUAUAGAUGAGCUUCCGGAGGCAUUUUGUGGAGGUUGGGUUGGUUACUUCUCAUAUGAUACAGUGCGUUAUGUAGAGAAAAAGAAGCUACCUUUCUCAAAUGCUCCAGUGGAUGAUAGGAACCUUCCUGAUCUUCAUCUAGGUCUUUAUGAUGAUGUAAUUGUGUUUGAUCAUGUGGAAAAGAAAGCAUUUGUCAUACAUUGGGUGCGGUUAGAUCGGUUUGCUUCAGUAGAAGAGGCCUACAAUGAUGGUAUGACCAGAUUAGAAGCAUUGAUGUCUAGAGUACAUGACAUUGUUCCUCCUAGGUUGGCUUCAGGGUCGAUAAAACUUCAUACUAGCCUAUUUGGUACUUCAUUGAAAAAGUCGACCAUGACAAGCGAAGACUACCAGAAGGCUGUUUUAAAUGCCAAGGAGCAUAUCUUGGCCGGGGACAUUUUCCAAAUUGUUCUUAGCCAACGUUUUGAAAGACGAACAUUUGCAGAUCCAUUUGAAGUAUACAGAGCACUAAGAAUCGUAAAUCCAAGUCCUUAUAUGACUUAUCUACAGGCUAGGGGAUGUAUUCUUGUUGCUUCUAGUCCAGAAAUUCUUACUCGAGUUAAGAAGAAAACAGUUACUAAUCGACCCCUAGCAGGGACUAUUAGGAGAGGUAAGACACCUGAGGAAGAUUAUAUGUUGGAAAAUCAACUGUUGCACGAUGAGAAACAGUGUGCAGAGCACAUAAUGCUGGUCGACUUGGGAAGAAAUGAUGUUGGAAAGGUCUCAAAACCUGGUUCGGUGAAAGUUGAGAAACUAAUGAACGUUGAACGGUAUUCUCAUGUCAUGCACAUCAGCUCCACAGUUACUGGAGAGCUACUCGACCAUUUGAGUAGCUGGGAUGCUCUGCGUGCUGCUCUUCCUGUUGGAACCGUUAGUGGAGCACCUAAGGUGAAAGCCAUGGAGCUAAUUGAUCAGUUGGAAGUCACAAGACGUGGACCAUACAGCGGUGGGUUUGGAGGCAUUUCUUUUACUGGUGAAAUGGACAUUGCCUUAGCUCUGAGAACCAUUGUAUUUCCAACUGGAACACGUUAUGACACCAUGUACUCAUACAAAGAUGUCAAUAGGCGACGAGAUUGGAUUGCUCAUCUCCAAUCUGGGGCAGGUAUAGUGGCUGAUAGUGAUCCUGCUGAUGAGCAAAGGGAAUGUGAAAAUAAAGCUGCUGCUCUUGCCCGUGCCAUUGACCUUGCAGAGUCAUCAUUUGUUGACAAAGAAUAGAUGUUGUCCUAUUGUAGAAUUUUGUUUCAUCAAUUCCUUUGACACAGGAAAUUCUUUUUGUUUCUUGAUGAAUGCGGAAAAGUUUUGUUUUUCAAUUUUGAUAGUCUGUUUUGUUGGCAAGUGACUGAUAUCCCACCGAUGUCAAAAUUGCUGUAGUAUUGCCUUCACCAGCUAUGUUGGGGUGCCACAAAGAAUCCAAAAAUGGCCUUAUGAGUUGUAGUUUUCUGGUUUACGCAUUUUUGGUUAUGUAGUUGUACUGUUACAAUACCGUGUUCACAAUUAAGGUUUACAUAGUGCAAGUAUACAUCUCCA